AUGACCCACCGUGGUGCCAAGCAGGCCCAUGAGGACGACGGCGACGGCGUCGGGAUCAUGAUUUCUAUCCCGGACGAGUACUACCGCACCUGCUGCACCUUCGCCCUGCCUGAAGCUGGCAGCUACGGUGUCGGAAACCUCUUCAUGCCGCCUCAGGAGGAGAAGCGCGAGGACUCCAUCAAGUUGGUCGAGCGCAUGGCACGGAAGUUGGGGCUCCAGGUGGGGAUUUGUAAACUACUAGUAGGGCUUUCAAAAUACGCUUUGUGA
This is a messenger RNA of Symbiodinium necroappetens, 267 nucleotides long. NCBI's taxonomy places the organism in Eukaryota, Dinophyceae, Suessiales, Symbiodiniaceae. The record is from the annotation of a GenBank genome assembly.